This is a messenger RNA of Gordionus sp. m RMFG-2023, 765 nucleotides long. Its product is annotated as coiled-coil domain-containing protein 152-like. The transcript is spliced from 7 exons. The record is from RefSeq and is a predicted model, not a curated record. Bases 1 to 765 code for a protein of 254 amino acids. Lineage: Eukaryota; Metazoa; Nematomorpha; Gordioida; Chordodea; Parachordodidae.
AUGACUCAUUUCCCGGAUCAAAUAAUUCCAGCUUCCAGCCUCAGCUAUAUGCCACUUUGGUUACGACUGGAUAUACAAGAGACGAAAAGGUUGGAAUCGCUAAAUAAAGAAGUGAUAAAUAGUUAUGAAAUAGAAAUUGGUAAACUCUCGGAUUAUAUUACCCACAUCAAUAAAAAACAAGAUACGUUAAUUGAUACAAUAAACGCAUUACAAAAAUCAACUAAGGCAAAUUUAGAUACGCAGAAAGAAAAUAUGGAUUUGAAAAAUGCUCUGUAUAAAAUUCAAAGAGAGAAAACUAUUUUAGAAAAAGAAAUCAACGAUCUGAAAAUCAACCAUAAAUCAGAUUUAGAUACCCUGAAAAAGGAGGCUUUAUUAAAUUAUACAAAUAUGAUGAAUGAGAAAGAACACGAAUAUACCAUGACGUUACAAAAUAACAAGCAAGAAUACCAAAAGUUAACGACCCAAAUGGCUAAAGCUAAUGAAAAAUCGGAAACUGUAGAGAAUCAAUGUAAAGCUCGAAUAAGAAAUAUUACUAUGGAAUGCGAAAACAAAAUAAGCAAAAUUUGUAAACUGCAAAAUAUGAAGAGUAUAUCUACCCAGAAUACAGAAAUCUUUCAAAAGAAAUUGGAGCAUUUAACUAUGGAAAAGGACAAGGAAAUCUCAGAAUUAAAAAUGGAGAUAAAUUCUUUAAAAAGUCGUGUCAAUGUCAUGAGUAAAACUCCAUUUAUCAAUCCAGUGCGAAAUACUUCUAAAAGAACAAAAUAA